AUGAAUUCCCUGUUUUUGCAGUAUCAAUUUGGGAAUAUUCACGAUGGUGCACUGCAAAGAUUAGCAAGAAAGUCAGAAUUCGAGAGACUUUUAGAGUCAGCGACUCCAAAUUGCUACAAAUAUGCUAGGGGCAAAAAAGAUGUCAGCGGUAUAAGUUGUCUUGAAAUGGACGACACAACCGGACAGUUCCUCUUGAGUUGCGGCACGGAUGGUUCUGUUAGUGUGUGGUCAUUGGAUGAGAAAUUAGACACUGUUAAUAAUGAGCUUUACAGUAAAAGAAUAAAUUACAAUGCUAAAAGUAUAGGCACUGAAGAAUUAUCACCUUCGAAAAAACGUGCAAAAACUUCGUCACCAGCGCCAAGAAUGGUUCACAGCUUCGAAACACGGCAAAGCAAAUUCAGAAUGUAUCGACAGUCUUCAGAUCUAAAUAAACUUGCAGAGCAAGAAACAGAGGACAACAGCAUCAGUGAGGGCCAUCGAUUCCGAAUAGCAAGCGCAAAAUGGUAUUCUAUAGACAACGGAAUGUUUUUCACAGGCUCCAACGACUGCAGAGUUAAAAUAUGGGACACUAACUCCUUUGAACCGGUACAGGAAGUCAAUUUAGACUAUCGAAUAAAUCAAAUAGACACAGACAACGAAGGAACGUAUAUUGUGGCUGCAACUGAGGACUAUUUCCCACGUAUCAUUGAUCUCAAGAAUAUAGUAAGCUCCGGAAUCACUAAUUUAUCUUCGCAGGACAUGAAUCAUGAAAUUCUUUGCUGCAAAUUCAACCCUGUAAAGACACACAUCGUUAGCACGGGUGACUCUCAAGGUAAUAUAAAACUAUGGGACCUUAGAAUGAGGAAUAGGUUACUGCUAGAAUUGCGCCAGCGCGACUCCAGAAGGGCACAUUUGAAGAGUUGCAACGACCUGUGUUGGAAUGCCGGAGGCACCGAACUGGCAUCAACGGGAAAUGAUGGGAAGUGUUACAUUUGGUCGCCUUUCACCACUCCCAUUUCUUCCAGACAGAUUGGACCCAUGGAUCUUAUGCGAAAUAACAGUAAAAAAAGGACUUCUCAACGUCUACUGCGUUUUGAAGACUAUCUGCUAUGUAAUACGGACUACGGAGAGAUUCAAGUUUUCGAAACGGCUGAAGGAAAGCUGUGCAAUAAGAUUGAUUAUCCAGUUUCUCAACUACCAAGUAAAUCCGACGCUGCGCGGUUCUCCGGCAUGGCGAUGCAGUCUUCCUUAGCAAAUUCGAGAGGUAUACGACUCUAUUUGGGUACAACGGCUGCAAAUAGCAACGGUAUGGAGAAUAGUGCCUGCCUUUGCGAGUAUAUGUAA
Messenger RNA from Zygotorulaspora mrakii, 1323 nucleotides. RefSeq names its product Rad28p (gene RAD28). The transcript has a single exon. Gene Ontology annotation, molecular function: protein binding. Gene Ontology annotation, cellular component: nucleotide-excision repair complex; Cul4A-RING E3 ubiquitin ligase complex. The record is from RefSeq and is a predicted model, not a curated record. NCBI's taxonomy places the organism in Eukaryota, Fungi, Ascomycota, Saccharomycetes, Saccharomycetales, Saccharomycetaceae. Gene Ontology annotation, biological process: proteasome-mediated ubiquitin-dependent protein catabolic process; transcription-coupled nucleotide-excision repair; protein polyubiquitination. The coding region runs from base 1 to 1323 and encodes 440 amino acids.